AUGAUGAGCGGAAGGGGUGCUGGAGUUCCUGAAAUUGAAGAGCUCAAUCGAAUUCUGACGGUGAGUUUUUUUUGCUUUGAAGCGUUGAAUUUUCCAAUGAAUGAAAUUGCAGGUCGAACGAGAAUUAGUGCUGAAAACACAGGAGAACUAUCGAAUACUGAAGGAGAAGUUUUUGGGAAUAUCCAGAGAGAACGAGUUUCUGAAACAAGAGCAUCUGAAGCUGCAGGAAGGCUCGGAAAGUAGGGGGAAAUUGCGGGAAUUGGAAGCGAGGAGUGACGAGUUGAUCAAGAAUAUGAAGCAGUCGAACGAAGAACGCGAAGUUCGGUACGAGAAUUCAAAGUGGACACCAUUGAGGAACUGCAAAACGUUUACCGAAAAGUGAGCACUUCUUGUGAAUGACUUCCAUUUCUCUCAUAUUUCAGGAGUUGCAAGAUCAAAACGGGCAAAUUGAAAAGCUUCGAUUGGACCGAAUGGAUUUGGUCAAGGAAAAUGACCAACUUUUGGAGGAAAUCGCCGAGUUGAAUGCGGAUUUGGACGACUUUAAACGGAGAGAAAAAGGGAAGGAAAUGGAAAUGAAAGGGAAUUUCGAUCGGAAAUUGAAAGAGAUAAUGAUGGACAAUGAGAAGAGAGUGUCGCCCAGAUUGAGCCAUUACGAACAGACGAUUGAGCAUCUUCACGCACAGCUUCAAGGAAAAGAAGAAGUGAUUCUGGAGAAGAGCAGGGCGUUUUCGGCUGAGAUUGUGGCGAAGAAUUCGAUUGUGGAAGAGCUGAAGAGAGCCGAGGAUUCGUUGAUUUCUAAAGUCACAAAUCUGGAAGCGACCAUCCAAAAGUGACCAAAUUCUCAUAAUAUUUCUAAUUUCCCUCUGAAAUUUCAGCCUUAACGUCCAAUUGCUCAAACAGUCAAAUGAAAGUGAACUCCAACUCACAAUUGACGGAUUGAAACUGAAAAAUGAGAUUCUUCUAAAAGAACGGAUGGAUUUGGAGCAGAAAAUGCGACAGGAUCAGCGGGAAUAUUCCAGAAGAAUCAGCGAUAUCGAGGAGAAGUUUGCGGUUCGAAUCACUGAAUUCGAGAAACUCUGUGAGCAGAAAGACGGUCAGAUGGAAGGUUCGCAAAUCAAUGUUUUUUUUUACCUUUCUCACAUUUUUGAAUUCAGAACUUCAAAUGCAGCUGGAAAAGGCGGAAAAACUUCGCGAAGACUUUGAGAAAUGUGAACGAAAUCGACAGAUUGAAGAAGAGCAUCGAGAGCGUCUGGAGCUGGAAGUCAAAGAUUUAUACGCAAAGCUUCAGAAGGCCGGGGACGAUCGACAAAAUUCGGAGACUAGUUUGAAGUUGGAAAGGGACCGACUCGAGGUUUCCCUGGUCACUUUGAAGAAACAGCUCGAACAGACGCCAGAAUCGCCACAAAACGUCGAGAAACUUCGGAAAGAACUUCGUCAAAUGGUAUUAAAACAUUUGCGAAUAAGUAAUACAUUUUAAUCGGAGCUUUAGGAGCAUAAACUGUCGGCUGAGAAGGAGAAACGGCAGAGCACAAUCCGCGAAUUUUCCUCGGCGUUCAAGAGAGUCGAAAGGCAGCAGAAGGUGUUUCAGGAGAAGUUUCGCGAGAAAAUGACAAUCAGUUUUGAUGUUUUGUGA
Molecule: messenger RNA, 1633 nt
Organism: Caenorhabditis sp. 36 PRJEB53466
Lineage: Eukaryota; Metazoa; Nematoda; Chromadorea; Rhabditida; Rhabditidae
Source: the annotation of a GenBank genome assembly